UAGUUCUCGAUUCUCGGCCAGAGAAUCACCGGGCAUGUGAGCAUAUAUUGAUUUUCCGCCAUUCCGUUUGGGAUGCUGCCGAAAUAAACUUUGCAACUGGUCUGAAUCUGAAUCCGAAUCGGAAUCAGUCUCUUUUCGAACGCGAGACUGAAAGCGGAAAAAAGGAAAGGUGCGCCGGCUGCCAAGUGCGAGUGAAAAUGAAAUAAAUAGAAGGGAAGCGUCCGCCGCGAACUAAGAAUUCAUAAAAUUAUACAUACCGCGCAGCAAUUUGAAAACAUUCGGUGGUUGUCCCAACCGAAUCGGCACGAAAAGCUGCGAGUUUUGGUCUAAAAUUAGCGACCGGUGUGUUUUCGGUAGGGUGUGUGGUGAACUCCGGCCCCUCCGAACCCGAACCCCCAAACGGCGGCCCACUUGGGAUAUUGUAUAGCCCCCGAAAGUGUUUACCCAUAAAUUGGCCAAGAUGCCCCCAGCAUCCAACACGAUCGUGCUGAAGAGCCUCUCUGUGUUACUGGGCCUGUUCUUCAUCUUCGUGGGCACCCUGAAGCUGACGCCGCACAUCAGCAAGGAUCUCUACAAGGACCUGCGCACGGAGUACGUGAAGUAUGCCAAAGUAUUUCCGCUGACGGCCCUUUUCGGAGUGAAGAUCCCCUCGAAAUGGUACCGACGCACCGUUGGCAUCCUGGAGAUCGUCUGCGGCCUGGCCAUGGCACUGAUUCCCUAUCAUAAAGUCAAGAAUGCGGCCAAUGUGACGCUGCUGGUGCUGAUGCUGCUGGGCAUCUACCAGCACUGGAUGGUCAGCGAUCCCUUCGAGCGCUCCGGACCGGCGCUGGUCUUCACCUUCAUGCUGGGCGGCCGCCUGGUGGUCUGGUACCAGACCGCCCGCCUCCAGGACGAGGCCUCGACGGCCGCCCAGCCGCCGGCGAAUGGCGUCAAGCAGGAUUAGGCGACCCUCAUCACAGCAUACUCAUAGUCAUUCACUGAUCCAGCUUUGUUUUAGCACCUUAAGUUGGGCCCGAAAGCUCACUGAACAUUCACUCAUCAUUCUAGCGAAUCGAAAUUCAUGUUUUCACUUUGGUGCCAAAUAAUUAUCGUAUACAAAAACUAUUUAAUUGCAAUGGCGAGAGAUAUUAACUAAAACCGUAGAGCCGCGACAUAAAGACGACCAGCAAACAAGCAGAAAUUGUAAUCAAAUCCUCUUCGUAAAGGGCACUUAGUCGGAACCAUCUAAAUUACGACUUUUAGAAACAAUUUUAAUAAAUUUCAAACAACUCAUACAUAUUUAAAAUUAA
Molecule: messenger RNA, 1289 nt
Organism: Drosophila takahashii
Lineage: Eukaryota; Metazoa; Arthropoda; Insecta; Diptera; Drosophilidae
Product: novel acetylcholine receptor chaperone
Biological process (GO): positive regulation of protein localization to cell surface; chaperone-mediated protein complex assembly
Cellular component (GO): endoplasmic reticulum
Source: RefSeq, a predicted model, not a curated record